Aspergillus mulundensis is the source of this 690-nucleotide messenger RNA. Its product is annotated as translation elongation factor 1 subunit beta. Bases 1 to 690 code for a protein of 229 amino acids. The record is from RefSeq and is a predicted model, not a curated record. Gene Ontology annotation, molecular function: guanyl-nucleotide exchange factor activity; translation elongation factor activity. Gene Ontology annotation, biological process: translational elongation. Gene Ontology annotation, cellular component: eukaryotic translation elongation factor 1 complex; cytosol. The transcript has 5 exons. Lineage: Eukaryota; Fungi; Ascomycota; Eurotiomycetes; Eurotiales; Aspergillaceae.
AUGGGUUUCACCGACUUUGUUUCUGACGCUGGCCUCACCAUUGCCAACACUUUCUUUGGCUCUCGCAGCUACGUUGUUGGCACCUCUCCCUCCCAGGCCGAUGUCGUGACCUUCAAGGCCUUCUCCAGCGCCCCUGACGCUGAGAAGUACCCCAACGUUGCCCGUUGGUACAAGCACAUUGCCUCCUACGAGGCUGAGUUCGGCAGCCUGCCUGGUGACGCCUCCAAGGAGUUCACUGCCUACGGCCCCGAGGGUGCUGAGCUCCCCACCAACCCCAAGGACAAGCCCGCCGCUGAUGAGGACGAGAUGGACGACCUCUUCGGCUCCGACGAUGAGGAAGAGGACGAGGAAGUUGCCAAGAAGCACGCCGAGAAUCUCGCUGCGUACAAGAAGAAGAAGGAGGCUAAGGGCCCCAAGCCCGCCGCUAAGUCCAUUGUCACCAUGGAAGUCAAGCCUUGGGAUGAUGAGACCGACCUCAAGCAGAUGGAGGAGAACGUCCGUGCUAUCGAGAAGGACGGUCUCGUCUGGGGUGCCUCCAAGCUCGUCGCUGUUGGUUUCGGUAUCAAGAAGCUCCAGAUCAACCUGGUUGUCGAGGAUGAGAAGAUCUCCAUCGAUGAGCUCCAGGCCCAGAUUGAGGAGGACGAGGACCACGUCCAGUCCACCGAUGUUGCUGCUAUGCAGAAGCUGUAA